UCUGACUCACAGCAACCAUAUUUGACACAGUAGAACUGCCCCAUAGGGUUUCCUAGGCUGAAAUCUUUAUGGGAGCAGACAGUCAGGUCUUUUCUUCCACAGAACGACUGGUAGAUCUGAAGUGCCAACAUUUUGUUUAGCAACCGAGUGCUUAUCCGUUGUACCACCAGGGAUUCACACACACACAUAUAUGAGUUCUCUAACAUUUCUUGCUGGCUGAGAAGGAAUUUAUAAUGUGAUGAGCUCCCUAUGCCUGGAUGUCCUCCAGCAAAUGCCCAGUGACCACUUGACACAAGAUGUUGUAGAUGGGAUUCCAGCAUCAAGAGAAGAAGCUGGAUUAGACAGUUUCAAUGGUUCUAAUCUUUUUGUAAAAUAGAAAAAGCAUAUUUUUUCUCUUCCUGUAUGCCAGGAAGGAAAACAGUUUAUUUAUUAAAAUGUUUUGGUCUUAUUUGAAAACACAAAAUAUGAAAUGCUUAUCACUCUGCUAUUAAGAAUGUUGUCUUUACAGGAUAAUGCCAAUAUCUGUGUCCAUCAUCAGCACUGAAAUGAAAGAAAACAGGGCUAAUGAGACUGAUUUAAUUCUAAUAGGACUUACCCAGAAUCCUCAGAUGCAGAGAGUUCUAGUUGUUGUUUUGUUUAUCACCUACAUUGUCACCGUCUCAGGAAACCUGCUUAUUGUGGUCACCAUAAUCUGCAGUCAGACAUUGAAGUCCCCAAUGUAUUUCUUCCUGGCCUUCUUAUCUUUGAUAGAUGCCUGCUACUCCUCUUCCAUAAUCCCUAAAAUGCUAGCUGACUUGCUCUCUGAGAUAAAAACCAUCUCCUUCAAUGGCUGCAUGACACAGAUCUUUAUUGAACAUUUCUUAGGUGGUUCUGAGAUUGCCCUCCUUGUGGUCAUGGCCUAUGACUGUUAUGUGGCCAUUUGUAGACCUCUGCACUAUGUGACCAUCAUGAACCACCAUGUAUGCUGCCUUUUGGUGGGUGUGUCUUGGACAGUGGGUUUUUUCCACUCUAUUGUACAGAUUCUUGUCACUUUCUGGCUCCCAUUCUGUGGCCCCAACAUUAUGGAUCACUUCAUGUGUGAUGUCUUUCCCCUGAUACAACUUGCCUGCACAGACACUUUCCUUGUUGGUCUCCUGAUUGCUGCCAAUGGUGGGGUAAUGUCUGUGAUUACCUUUGUAAUGUUGUUGGUAUCUUAUGUCUUCAUCCUGCAUUCGUUGAGGAUUCACAGCUCUGCAGGAAGGAAAAAGGCCUUCUCUACCUGUACCUCCCACAUCGCUGUUGUUGUCUUAUUCUUUGUGCCCUGUAUUUUUAUGUAUAUGAGACCAGUAGCCACCUUCUCCAUGGAUAAAGCCAUAACUGUAUUCUAUACCCUUGUCACUCCCAUGUUAAAUCCCAUUAUCUACACGUUAAGGAAUGCAGAAGUAAAAAAUGCCAUCAAAAUGUUACUGAAAAGAAAUGUAAUUUCAGAUAAUGAAUAACCCACUAUGAAGAUUUUAUUUCUAUCAUAAUCUUUAUAUUUUUAUGUUACAUAUAUAUGUUUGUGGGUUUGUGUGUGUGUGUGUAUAUAUAUGUACAUAUAUGCACAUAUAUAUAUGUAUAUAUAUAGCUCUUUCCCACCUAUAUCACUUAACUCCCAUAGAACCUUUGCCCAAGAAUGGCAUGGAGGUGGUA
Molecule: messenger RNA, 1671 nt
Organism: Loxodonta africana (African savanna elephant)
Lineage: Eukaryota; Metazoa; Chordata; Mammalia; Proboscidea; Elephantidae
Product: olfactory receptor 4C12-like
Exons: 1
Coding region: 513-1478 (321 amino acids)
Biological process (GO): G protein-coupled receptor signaling pathway
Cellular component (GO): plasma membrane
Molecular function (GO): olfactory receptor activity; G protein-coupled receptor activity
Source: RefSeq, a predicted model, not a curated record